Molecule: messenger RNA, 495 nt
Organism: Soboliphyme baturini
Lineage: Eukaryota; Metazoa; Nematoda; Enoplea; Dioctophymatida; Soboliphymatidae
Source: the annotation of a GenBank genome assembly
AUGGUCGUCAGGGUGUUCGGUAGGCAAGUAACGUGUCGGUGGCGGUCGUGCCACGAAAACACCACCACCUCAGCUAUAAUGACUGUCGUUGCGGUGGUGAAAAGGCAAACCGUGGACGCGGGCAUUCUUCCGUCAGGGUCAAACGCCCGCCCGCUGGACAAACGGUCACGCACGAACGGAACAGACCAGGCGAUUGUGUUCAGCCGUCGUGGCGUGAAUAGACCAGCGAACGACCGGCGGCCGGGCCCGGCACCUGCAAGUGUCGUAGGCGCUUAUGGCCCCCGGAUUGCGCGAUCCAGGCCACACACUUUCGACGACGCAGGCGUUGAAUGGCCAGGCGUAAUGGGGCCAGGUGAUAAUGAGAAGCAGCGAGCGAGCGCGCGAAGCUCAGCUCCAUUUUACGACCGUCAUUUAAGUGUGUUCAAUAGCGCUUUGCGCGUAAUUGCCCCAUCGACGACACCCAUAAUCACCGGCCAACUAGCGCUGAGGAAAUGA